AUGAUUUAAAAUGAAUUUAAUUUCGAGGAAGUCUGUGAUGAUUCUUAAUUGUGCUAAAACAAUUAGUGUUAAUUAAAUCACUCAAGAGUUUUUGUUGGAGUUUGUAUAACUUUUUUAAGGAUUCAAUAAAAAUUUAUUAAUGAUGGAGGAGAUUUAGAUGAUUUUGAACUAAAGAAAUGCAAGAAAAAGGAUUGCAUAUUAUGGCACUUUUCUAAUGAUAAAUUUAAAGAUUAAGCUUAAAAAUAAACUAUCAAUGGUGUAUUUCCACAUAAUUUAUGUCCAAAGGGUUGUAAUUUACAAAAUUGUCGGUUUUUGCAUAGAGAAUGGGCGUAGAAUGUGUGUUUUGAUUACAUUCUUAAAAACUGUAACAAGAAACCAAAAUGUGAUUUUGAACAUGUAGCUUGGACCUCUUUGAAAGAUAAAGCCAAGGAUAAAUCAUUUAUAAAAACUACUACUCCUGAAUAAGUAUGUGAAAAAGUAGAUUGCAAUUGCGAUCAACAUCCUGCAUUUUUGGAGAAUUAUUGUAUACCCUUUUUGAAGGGGUGGUGCCCUAAACAAAAAUGUUUGAAAAAUCAUAUUGAUUGGGAAAAGAUCAAUAAUAAAAUAGGAUAAAAAAAUGCUUUAAAGUCUUGUAUUGUUCUUGCAGAUGAAAGAAAAAAAAAGAUUAAAUCAACCCCAAAUGGAGAUGAUAUAGAAUUAUUACUCUAAAGUUCAGAGUUAGCUAAUUAUAAAAAAUGGUUUUUAUAAUAAAAUAUAAUUGAUGUUGUUUUUAUUAUGGAUUUAACAGGUUCAAUGUAGCCUUGGAAAGAACUUAUGUAAAAAACAAUUGCUAAAAUAAUUGAUUAAUUUUUAAAGUCUAUUAAUGGAUAUCAAGUUAGAGUUGCCUUUGUAGGAUACAGAGAUGUUUGUGAUUAGGAUAAAUUAGUUUUUUGGAGUUUUACAAAAAAAGUGGAGGAUAUUCAAAAUUUCAUAACUAAACUAGAAACAAAAGGAGGUGGAGAUGAAGCUGAAGAUGUAGUUUCUGGAUUUGAAUAAGCAUUGAAACUCAACUUUUCUCAUCAUCCAGAUAGUUUAUUAUGUACUUUUUUACUUGCUGAUGCUCCUUGUCAUGGAAGAGAUUAUCAUAAUAUAUAAUCAGAUGAUUUAAUUGAUAAAAUGCCAAAAAAUUAUUUUGAAAAAGUCUUAGAGAAAUAUCAAAAAAUAAAAAAGAAUAAUUUCCUAUGUUGUGUAAAAAUUAACAAUAGAACAGAUAUUAUGUUUUAAAAAAUGAAAGCUGUAUUUCCUCUUAUAACUAUAACUACAGAAAAAAAGCCAGAAGAUUUAUGUGAAUUAGUUGGGUUUACAUUACGUCAAUCUGUAACCGAAUCAAGAAGAUUAAAGGAGCAAGCCAAUAAUAAAUUCUUAUAUGUUAAAGCUACAUUUAUCAAAAUGAAAGUAGAUAAUUCAAUAGAUAAUAUUUAACCAGAUAAAGAAUAUUGGGAAGAUUAUAGGAAAAUGGUUGAUUCUUUGAUAAGAGAAGGUGAGACUGGUCUAAAAGUGACUUUAGAUAUAAAUGAAUUAAAUAAAGUAAAUUAAGAUUAAACUGAAUAAAAUAAAGACUAGAAUAAUUCAUCAACUUAUAUUUUUAAGGCUUUUGAUGCUAUUAAUAAUAGAGAAAUUAUUUUAAAACUUCCAAAAGAAUUAGUCGACAAUAAUGGAAAAAAUACUGAUCAAUAGAUUAAAAAUGCUGAAUAACAAGCAAAAGUAAGAUUUUACUCUUCUGCAUAUGCAUGUUAAAUGGCAUACUUUUUUAAUUAAAAAUUAAAAGAAUACAAUCUAUUAAAUGAAAUGCAACCCAUUUUUUAUGCACAUCCUAUUUUAUAUAAUCUAGAAAAGCCAUUUUAUGGUAUGAAAUAAAUAUACGGUGAAACCUUUCUAAAUAUCUAAUAUAAAUUUGAAAAGCACACCAAUAAUGAUAAUUAUUGUAAACCUGAUUCAUAUUAUUUUACAGCAUUUAGUCAUUUUUCAUAUUAUUAUAGUCAAAAACUUUUAGUGAUUACUGAUUUAUAAGGAUGUAAUAAUAUUUUAUCUGACCCCUCCAUCUAAACUAGUUAAUAAUGGUAAUCAAUUUUAGAUGAAGAUUUAACUAAUUAGAAAGAAAUAGGAAUUCUUAAAUUUUCACAAAAUCAGCACAAAAAUUGUAGUUAUUUAUGUGAAAAACUAAAAUUAAGUUAACUUUCUUAAAAUUUAGAUUAAAAUAAAUGCUCAGAUGUACAACUUUAGCAUAUAUGCGGAAUUUGUUAUGAAUGUGAUGAAUUUGUUAGUGAAGAUUUUGAUAAGACUCCCUAUGAUAAAGAUGCAAAAAUUUAACCAAAGAAAUUUACAUUUAAAUGUAAUUUUUGUUUAAAUGAGGCAGAAAAUCCAGUUAAAUAUGAAUGCAGAUGUUGUGAUAAGAUCUACAUUUUUUAAAAUAUUAAUCAAUAACUAAAAAAUUUAACCAAUUUAAAUAAUUGUAAUGAAUGCAAAGCUUAAUGUAAUGAUAAAAAUAGAUAUGAAUGCUAUUAUUGUAAAGGAAAAUGUUAAAAACUAAUGAAAACACUUAAAAUUAAUGAUUAAACUAUUUAUGUUUGUGAAAACGCUUAUUAGUAUCUUUAAGCAUUUUCAUGCAAAAAAUGCAAUAAACCAUAUAAUAUGAAAAGCGUUAUUUCAGUUGAAAAUUAUACACAAAGAUCUUUUGUUUGUUGUUGAG
Molecule: messenger RNA, 2728 nt
Organism: Paramecium sonneborni
Lineage: Eukaryota; Ciliophora; Oligohymenophorea; Peniculida; Parameciidae
Source: the annotation of a GenBank genome assembly